Molecule: messenger RNA, 2396 nt
Organism: Capsella rubella
Lineage: Eukaryota; Viridiplantae; Streptophyta; Magnoliopsida; Brassicales; Brassicaceae
Product: transketolase-2, chloroplastic
Exons: 7
Coding region: 85-2304 (739 amino acids)
Biological process (GO): pentose-phosphate shunt
Cellular component (GO): cytosol
Molecular function (GO): transketolase activity
Source: RefSeq, a predicted model, not a curated record
AAAGAAAGGUUUGAUAAAUUGAAGCGGUAGAGGGAUCACAGCCGUCAAGAUUGUGUCGUCUGUGAUUCGAACCAGAGAGCAGCAAUGGCUUCUACGUCUUCUCUAGCUCUCUCUCAAGCUCUCCUAACCCGAACCAUCUCUCGAGAUGGCUCUGGAAACCGUUUCUCUGUACCAGCUUUCUCGGGUCUCAAAUCCACUUUCCCACGCACCAUCUCAACCCGUAGGGGCUGUGUCUCCACGAGCAGUCACUCUUUCCGCCCAGAUCUCGUUCGUGCAGCAGCUGUAGAGGCGAUCGAGACAACCACUGAUUCGUCUCUGGUUGAUAAAUCGGUGAAUACGAUCAGGUUUCUGGCAAUCGAUGCGGUUGAGAAGGCGAAAUCAGGUCAUCCAGGUCUCCCCAUGGGUUGUGCUCCAAUGUCUCACAUCUUGUACGAUGAGUUCAUGAGGUAUAACCCCAAGAACCCUUACUGGUUUAACCGUGAUCGCUUCGUUCUCUCCGCUGGACACGGAUGCAUGUUGCACUACGCUUUGCUUCACCUUGCUGGCUACGACAGCGUUAGGGAGGAAGAUUUGAAGAGCUUCCGUCAAUGGGGAAGUAAGACUCCUGGCCACCCGGAGAAUUUCGAGACUCCUGGUGUUGAAGUCACUACUGGUCCUCUUGGACAAGGUAUUGCAAACGCCGUUGGUUUAGCUCUUGCUGAGAAGCAUCUGGCUGCUAGAUUCAACAAACCUGACAAUGAGAUUGUUGACCACUACACAUAUUCGAUUCUUGGAGAUGGUUGUCAGAUGGAAGGGAUUUCUAAUGAAGUUUGCUCUCUAGCUGCCCACUGGGGACUAGGAAAGCUCAUUGCUUUCUAUGACGACAAUCACAUUUCCAUUGAUGGUGACACAGAUAUUGCCUUUACUGAGAGCGUGGACAAGCGCUUUGAAGCCCUUGGAUGGCAUGUUAUUUGGGUAAAGAAUGGAAACAAUGGUUAUGAUGAGAUCCGUGCUGCCAUUAGGGAAGCUAAGGCUGUAAAAGACAAGCCCACUUUAAUUAAGGUCACUACUACAAUUGGUUAUGGUUCUCCCAACAAGGCAAACUCAUACAGUGUCCAUGGAGCUGCGCUUGGGGAGAAGGAAGUUGAGGCUACCAGAAAUAACCUUGGAUGGCCAUAUGAGCCGUUCCAGGUACCUGAAGAUGUCAAAAGCCAUUGGAGUCGUCACACGUCAGAAGGGGCUGCUUUUGAAGCUGAUUGGAAUGCCAAGUUUGCAGCUUAUGAGAAGAAAUAUCCAGAGGAAGCUGCAGAGUUGUCAUCUAUAAUCUCGGGUGAAUUUCCCGCUGGUUGGGAGAAGGCACUUCCUACAUAUACACCAGAAUGUCCAGGUGAUGCCACCAGAAACCUGUCUCAGCAAUGUCUUAACGCACUUGCCAAAGUUAUUCCCGGUUUCCUUGGCGGGAGUGCUGAUCUUGCAUCUUCCAAUAUGACAUUGCUUAAAGCAUUUGGAAACUUCCAAAAAGCUACACCUGAAGGAAGAAACCUUAGGUUUGGUGUGAGGGAACACGGAAUGGGAGCUAUCUGCAAUGGCAUUGCCCUUCACAGCCCCGGUUUUAUCCCUUACUGUGCAACUUUCUUUGUUUUCACUGACUACAUGAGAGCUGCAAUGAGAAUCUCAGCUUUGUCUGAAGCCGGUGUUAUAUACGUUAUGACACAUGACUCCAUUGGUCUUGGAGAAGACGGACCAACCCACCAACCCAUUGAACACUUAUCCAGUUUCCGUGCCAUGCCCAAUAUUAUGAUGUUCCGUCCAGCUGAUGGGAAUGAAACAGCCGGUGCAUACAAAAUCGCUGUCACAAAACGUAAGACACCUUCUGUCUUAGCCUUAUCUAGACAAAAGCUGCCUCAACUUCCAGGAACAUCCAUUGAAAGCGUCGAGAAAGGUGGAUACACCAUUUCCGACAACUCAACCGGUAACAAGCCCGAUGUGAUCUUGAUCGGAACUGGAUCAGAGCUAGAGAUUGCUGCUCAAGCUGCAGAGGAGUUAAGGAAAGAAGGCAAAACUGUGAGAGUAGUUUCUUUUGUAUGUUGGGAGCUUUUCGACGAGCAAUCAGAUGCAUACAAGGAAAGUGUUUUGCCGUCUGAUGUAUCAGCUAGAGUAAGUAUAGAAGCUGGAUCGACUUUUGGAUGGGGAAAGAUCGUUGGAGGAAAAGGGAGAUCGAUUGGAAUUGAUACGUUUGGGGCAAGUGCACCAGCAGGGAAGCUUUACAAAGAGUUUGGUAUCACCAUUGAAGCUGUGGUUGAUGCAGCUAGGUCGCUUAUCUAAAAGAGUAUCUUAUCUUACAAGUACUGAGGUUUGGUUUGGAUUUGAAAAUUUUCAAAGAUAAUAAAUGAAAAAAAUGGAGCUUUUUUUUUUUU